Messenger RNA from Drosophila busckii, 1476 nucleotides. It is a transcript of the gene Alg11, whose product is annotated as GDP-Man:Man(3)GlcNAc(2)-PP-Dol alpha-1,2-mannosyltransferase. NCBI's taxonomy places the organism in Eukaryota, Metazoa, Arthropoda, Insecta, Diptera, Drosophilidae. The transcript has 5 exons. The record is from RefSeq and is a predicted model, not a curated record. Gene Ontology annotation, cellular component: endoplasmic reticulum membrane. Gene Ontology annotation, molecular function: GDP-Man:Man(3)GlcNAc(2)-PP-Dol alpha-1,2-mannosyltransferase activity. Gene Ontology annotation, biological process: protein N-linked glycosylation. The coding region runs from base 21 to 1439 and encodes 472 amino acids.
CUGUUAUCACAACAAUAACAAUGAUUGCGUUGAUAUUGUCGGUGGCUGCAUGGUUGCUUGGAGUAGUUGCUGUUAUUUUCGGAUGCCUACGACAAUGGCUUCUACACCGUAGACGGAAGCUACAUAGCCCGUCAGAGGAUAGAUUGCAUGUUGGCAUUUUUCACCCAUACUGUAACGCCGGUGGUGGGGGUGAGCGAGUCUUAUGGUGUGCAGUAAGAUCUUUACAGAACAAGUACGAUAAUAUUAAGAUCGUAAUUUAUACGGGAGAUAUUGAUGCUACGCCUAGUUCUAUUCUGGAGAAGGCAAAGAAUGUGUUUAAUAUUGCACUGGAUGUGGACAAAAUAACUUUCGUAUUUUUAAAACAACGUCACUGGGUUGAGGCCAGGAAAUAUCCACACUUUACGCUGCUGGGACAGAGUUUAGGUUCAAUUGUCUUAGGCCUAGAAGCUGUCUGUAAAUUUCCACCAGACAUUUUUAUUGAUACAAUGGGAUAUGCAUUUACUUUCCCAGUGUUUCGUUUCUUAGCUGACUGUCGAGUUGGCUGUUAUGUGCAUUACCCAACAAUUAGUACUGAUAUGCUUAAAAGAGUACAGUAUCGACACACAGCUCACAAUAAUAAAGCUUAUGUUGCAAGAAACCCAUUUCUAACCAGGAUUAAAUUAGUCUAUUAUCGCCUAUUUUCUAAGAUGUACAGGUUUGCGAGCCGAUGCUCCGAGACUAUAAUGGUGAAUUCGUCGUGGACUGAAAAUCAUAUUUUGGAGCUGUUAGAUGUGCCAUUCAAAACUUUUCGAGUAUAUCCUCCUUGUGAAAUAGAACAUCUGAGAAAGCUUGAACACAUUGAGAAAAAUGAUGAGAUUGUGAUAUUAUCUGUAGGACAAUUUCGGCCGGAAAAAAAUCACCCGUUACAAUUACAAAUAUUGUAUGAGUUAAGAACUUUACUGGCACGAGAUGAGGACCUUUGGAAUCAAAUACGCCUAAUCAUUGUAGGAUCGUGCCGGAACGAAGAAGACUAUGAAAGGUUACAGAACAUGAAGGACCUAGCAAAACAUUUGUCUCUUGAAAAUUCUAUAGAUUUUAAAGUAAAUGUUCCAUAUGAUGAUCUUUUGAAAAUGUAUGAAACCACUAAAAUUGGCAUACAUACUAUGUGGAAUGAGCACUUUGGUAUUGGAAUUGUGGAAUGUAUGGCAGCUGGUCUUAUAAUGGUGGCUCAUAAGUCUGGAGGUCCCUUACUUGAUAUUGUUGAGACGUCCGAAGGUUCACAAAACGGCUUUCUUGCCACAGAUGCUGUUGAAUAUGCGGCUUGUAUUUUGAAUAUAAUCUUAAGCCCUGACGAAGCCAACCAAAACAUUAUAGAUGCAGCAAGGUCAUCUGUGGCAAGAUUCUCCGAAGAGGAAUUCGACAAACAAUUUUUGCGUGCAAUUUCGACUCUAUUUAAUUAACUCCAAACAGCAAUAAUAAAUAUAACAAAUAAAAAAU